UUUAUCCUAAAUAUUAUUCUAGCAUAUCACAAUAAUAUUCUAGAAUAUCUCCAAUAAUAUUCUAGAAUAUCUCCAAUAGUUAUAAUACAGCAACUAAUGUUUGUCCAUGGACAUAUGCAUAUUGAGUUUUACCCGUAUGUUGAUUUGUUUUUUUAAAGUCUAUAGGAGUAACACAUUUUGAAUUUUGAAAUAGUUGUACGAAAAAAAAAGGGAAAGAGGUAUGGAAAGUGCAAAGCACAACGGUAACCUAAAAAGAAAAGGGGGAAGAGGGGAGUAGAAAUAAAGAGGGAUGACGGAGUAGACUAGUUAUGUGAAAGAAGGGGGAAAUUCAAAAUUAAAAAGGGGGCGCUCCUUUCUCUUGGCGAAAUUAGGGUUUGUGAGAUCAGAAGAUCAAUCCAAGGACCAAUCAAUUAGAUUCCUGAAAUGGACAAGUACGAGAAGUUAGAGAAGGUAGGAGAAGGAACCUACGGAAAGGUAUACAAGGCAAAGGAGAAAACGACGGGACAACUGGUGGCUCUGAAGAAGACGAGGCUUGAAAUGGAUGAAGAAGGAGUACCACCGACUGCUCUCAGAGAAGUUUCAUUGCUGCAGAUGCUGUCUCAAUCGCUGUAUGUUGUGAGAUUGCUGUGUGUUGAACAUGUUGACAAGAAGAACAGCAGCACUGGAAUUGCGAAGCCCUUGUUGUACCUGGUGUUCGAGUAUCUUGAUACCGAUCUUAAGAAAUUCAUCGAUUCUCAUCGCAAGGGUCCCAAUCCUCGUCCUCUUCCUCCUACUCAGGUUCAGAGCUUUCUCUUUCAACUUCUUAAGGGUGUUGCUCAUUGCCAUAGCCAUGGUGUUCUUCACAGAGAUCUUAAGCCUCAGAAUCUUCUUCUUGACAAAGAUAAGGGUAUUCUUAAGAUUGCUGAUCUUGGUCUUGGAAGGUCUUUUACUGUCCCUAUGAAGAGUUAUACACACGAGAUCGUCACCCUUUGGUAUCGAGCACCCGAGGUUUUGCUUGGUUCUACCCAUUACUCCACUGGCGUUGAUAUUUGGUCUGUUGGUUGCAUCUUUGCUGAAAUGGUGAGAAGGCAAGCUUUGUUUCCUGGUGAUUCAGAAUUUCAACAACUUUUACACAUCUUCAGGUUGUUGGGAACACCAACUGAGGAGCAGUGGCCUGGAGUAACUGCUUUGCGAGACUGGCAUGUGUAUCCACUGUGGGAAUCUCAGAAUCUUGCUCGAGCAGUUCCAUCAUUGGGGCCCGAUGGUGUUGAUCUCUUAUCUAAAAUGCUCAAAUAUGAUCCAGCUGAAAGGAUCUCGGCCAAGGCAGCACUGGAUCAUCCAUACUUUGAUAAUCUUGACAAGUCUCAAUUCUAGAAAUAGUAUAGGAUUUCACUGAAUAUAGGGACUUCUGUUGGUGUAAUAUUUCCAAUGUAUGAUCACUGUGGAAUGUAUCAUCUUCUUGGUGAUAUAAAUUCAUGAACUUGCUGAAAUGUUUGUGAGAACUCUGGUUUGUAUAAAGAUACAUGGUCCUAUAUUUGUCGGGGAUACUUCCACCUGAUGAAGAUAAGAAUUGUUGUUGCCUUUUUAAAAAUUAAACAAACAAAAAAUACUACAAUACUACAAAAAAUAGUAUAAUUUUGCCUUUU
This is a messenger RNA of Chenopodium quinoa (quinoa), 1625 nucleotides long. Its product is annotated as cell division control protein 2 homolog C. Bases 424 to 1353 code for a protein of 309 amino acids. The transcript has 5 exons. The record is from RefSeq and is a predicted model, not a curated record. Gene Ontology annotation, molecular function: cyclin-dependent protein serine/threonine kinase activity; cyclin binding; ATP binding. Gene Ontology annotation, biological process: signal transduction; regulation of G2/M transition of mitotic cell cycle; regulation of gene expression. Lineage: Eukaryota; Viridiplantae; Streptophyta; Magnoliopsida; Caryophyllales; Amaranthaceae. Gene Ontology annotation, cellular component: cytoplasm; cyclin-dependent protein kinase holoenzyme complex; nucleus.